AUGGGGAAACUACCUGGCCAAUCUGACCCUGUAAUUAACCAUUUCAGCCAUCCCCAUCAAUUGCACCUCUCAAAUUUUCAGACACACCAAACUUUAGCAGGCCUACCACCUUCCUGCUCAGCUUGCAAGCUCAAUAUCUAUACAGGAGAAUGGAUGUAUAGCUGCAAAAUCUGCAACUACUUUCUUCAUAUCUCAUGUUCAAAGUUGCCUCAACAAAUCAAACACCCUUUUGACCCGCAUGACCAUGUCCUAUCCUUACUUCCGAAUCCAAUAUACGAACAAGGAUUAUUCAAAUGCGAUGCGUGUGGCAAGCAAGGCAAUGGAUUCUCCUACCACUGUGGCACCUGUGGAAUUGAUCUCCACACUAUAUGUGCAACCAUGCCAUUGAUUGUCAUACACCAUUCUCAUCAUCACCAUCUUCAACUCACAUUCUCUCCUCCUUAUCAGAACAAGUGCUUCUGUUGUGAUGUAUGCAAGGAUUUGGGGAAGCAGCACUGGCUUUACAGGUGCAGCCCUUGUGGGUUUGAUGCUCAUUUGUCAUGUGCCAGAACUGAGCCUAGAAUUCCUCCAGUUCAGCCAGUCCCGGUUCAACAGACCCAAAUGGUAGCUAGAGUGGUGGCUCAGCCUCCUGUGACUUACCUGACCAAUUCUAGUUAUGCAAACCAAGGUGGAUUUUUUGCUGCUAGGCCAACCAAUGUGUUACUUGGUCCUGGCCUGGUCAGCAAUAACAGGAAUUUGAACUUGAACCAGGCAUUUUUUCAGGGAAUACUAAGUGCAACGGGUGGCGGCAGCACCGGUGGUGGUAAUGGAGGAGGAGAUGGUAAUGGUGACUUGACCGGAGUGGACUCCGGAGGAAUUGGUGGAAUUGAUUUUGGGUUUUAG
Carica papaya (papaya) is the source of this 882-nucleotide messenger RNA. RefSeq names its product Cysteine/Histidine-rich C1 domain family protein. NCBI's taxonomy places the organism in Eukaryota, Viridiplantae, Streptophyta, Magnoliopsida, Brassicales, Caricaceae. The record is from RefSeq and is a predicted model, not a curated record.